Apodemus sylvaticus (European woodmouse) is the source of this 282-nucleotide messenger RNA. It is a transcript of the gene Smim36, whose product is annotated as small integral membrane protein 36. NCBI's taxonomy places the organism in Eukaryota, Metazoa, Chordata, Mammalia, Rodentia, Muridae. The record is from RefSeq and is a predicted model, not a curated record. The transcript has a single exon. Bases 1 to 282 code for a protein of 93 amino acids.
AUGGAGUUCUAUCUGGAGAUCGACCCUGUCACCCUGAACCUCAUCAUCCUGGUUGCAAGCUACGUCAUCCUGCUCUUGGUGUUCCUCAUCUCCUGCGUGCUAUAUGACUGCCGAGGCAAGGACCCCAGUAAGGAGUGUGCUCCGGAGACCACGCCGAAUGCCCAGCCUUCCAUCCGAGUGGUGGUAACUCAGCACAGCGCUCAUGGAUCCCACUGGACAAGGGGACCCCGCCUUCACUUUAAGGAUCCUGCGCCAAUAGGGAAGAAAAGCACAGUGGUGUGA